GCUAAUGAAGUACUUUCAGCAAUGGCGGCUCUGGCAUUUUGCCUACUUUGUCUGUCCUGUUCAUUACAAGAAUUACAUCUGGCAAAUGUUACUGUUUUAUUCCCGCGCUGCUUUGUAAAUUCAACAGCCGAUUUAGUUUUUUUACAACGAGAACAAAAUUUGCUUUCUUCAGUGUUAACAAUGAUAUUUUGGUUGACAGCAAAAAUUGUUGAUUGCGGCAUAGAAAUGCCGCAUUAUAUUGCGGCAAUGCUCUUCCGCAAUUCAGCAAUUUUUGCUGUCAAUUAUUAUACGACAGGGAUAAUUUUUAGUAAAACUCACGAUGGACAU
Racocetra persica is the source of this 327-nucleotide messenger RNA. NCBI's taxonomy places the organism in Eukaryota, Fungi, Glomeromycota, Glomeromycetes, Diversisporales, Gigasporaceae. The record is from the annotation of a GenBank genome assembly.